AUGAGCUUCUUUGGUCUUCAGCCGCCGGCGCCGUUUCUUCCAUUGCCGGGGGACCCAGAGUUGCCAUGGGAGCAGUGGCGCAGCAUGUUUUUGAACUACUUGGCUGCCAUUACCGACACUACGUUCACGGGCCCGAGGAAGAAGGCGGUGUUGUUGCACUGUUUGGGUGCAGAAGGGCAACGGAUCUUUCAGGCUUUGGAGACGGCGACUGUUGUCAUGAAAGAGGGCGAGGGAGACGGGAAAGAUGGUGGCAAGGACGAGAGCAAGCAGAGUGAAGUGUUGGAACAAGCGUUGCAGAUCCUGGACAAGAGGUUUGGAAGUGCGCCGAACGUAGCCGUUCUUCGCCACCGGUUUCGUGCGAGACGACAGCAGCCUGGAGAGUCAACGCAAGCGUUCGUCGGAGAACUAAGAUGCCACGCAGCGAAAUGUCAGUAUGGGACAUUUGAAGAUGAUGCCGUCAGGGACCAAUUACUGGAAGGCACUGUGGUCCCGGGACUACGGGAGCGACUACUUAUAGAAGGCGGACGGUUAUCACUGAGUGCUGCGGUGACGUUGGCAACUACGUACGAAGAGAGCAUAAAGGCCGCCAAAGAGUUUCAGCAGUCUGGUGAAGUACAAAAAGUUGACAAGUACCGGCAGCAGGAGAGAAGGAAAGGGAAAUGGCCGCAAAAGGAAGCCAAGGGCGCAGACCGACAACCAACGGGGGGUCCUAAACCAACAUUACAACGUGCCGGUAAGCAAUUGGCAUGUUAUCGUUGUGGAAAAAUUGGUCAUUUCGCCAAUGACGGAAAUUGUAGAGCCAUAGAUAAGAAAUGCAGAGGAUGUGGAAAGAUUGGACAUCUUAUCAAGGUCUGCCGAAAUUCAAAGACUAUUAACGCAAUUCAGUCAAACGACGAGGAUAUCGCUGUAUUAAGAAUUGGGGACGGACAUGCGAAUGAGGUGUAUGCCGAAGUUAUUGUGGAAGAUGUCUCCAUGAGAUUAACUGUCGACACUGGGUCAGCGGCUUCGUUAAUGCGUCAAGAUGUGUACAAGGUCAAUUUCGAGCGGAAGUACCCGUUGGCACCACCGCCGCGCAAGCUGGUGAAUUACAGUAAUCAGAAGAUAUCUGUUACGGGCUGCUUCGAAGCUAAGGUUGUGUUCAAGGACAAAGUGGGGACGAUUUUGUUCUAUGUUGUACCAAGGGGAACAACCUUGCUGGGACGUGAUGCCGUCCGGGUGUUGAACAUAUGCAUUGAGGGCAAGUCGUUGCAGUGUUUGAGUAUCGAUGGGACUAAUGAGAGUGUCUUGCCGCCAGAUCUAAGAAGAGAGUUCGGACAGUUGUUUGAGAAACGCAUUGGUUUUGCAAAAGGAUUUAUGCAUAAAGUGCAUGUGAAGGCUGAUGUCAAGCCUGUAGCACAGAAGUUGCGUCGGCUACCGCUGGCGUUGAGAGACAGGGUGUCCAAAGAACUGAAUAAGCUCGAAAGUGAAGGCAUCAUUGAAAGGGUUGAUGCAUCGCCGUGGGUGUCACCAAUUGUGGUGGUUCAGAAGCCGGACGGUAACAUUCGACUUUGUGUCGAUCUGAGGGAGCCCAACAAAGCGAUAGUAGCUGAUGCGUACCCGUUGCCUACAGUGGAGGAAUUGCUGAAUUCUUUAUCAGGAGCGAACUAUUUUGCAAAAUUGGAUUUGGCGUCAGCAUAUUAUCAAGUUGAUCUGAGUCAGGAAAGUCGUGCGCUGACAACAUUUAUCACACAUGAGGGACUGUUCCGGUUUCGGCGUGUGUGUUUUGGACUAGCGUCGGCACCAUCGGUGUUCCAGAAACUGAUGUUGCAGCUUCUUCGAGACUGCCAAGGAGUCGUUGUGUACUUGGACGAUGUUGUGGUGUUCGGCAGUGAUCGGGAAGAAUACCGGAGAAAUUUGCGAAGGGUCUUGAAGAAAAUAGCGGAGGCUGGACUAACCCUUAACAGGAAGUGUGUAUUCGACAGGCAGGAAAUUCAGUUCCUCGGGCACCAGUUGUCUUCCGGUGGAAUUCGGCCUCUGCAAUCGAAAAUUGAUGCUGUCAUGCAAGCCCCAGCGCCCAAAAAUCAAGAAGGACUCCGUGCAUUCAUAGGACUUACUGGUUAUUAUGCCCGCUUCGUACCUCGCUACGCGCAUGUGGUGGAACCCCUGCGUAGACUUCUACGUAAAGGUGCGUCGUUUGAGUGGAAUAAGGAAGCGGACGAAGCCUUCAGGAGAGUCAAACAGCUUCUAGGAGCAGCAGGGGUACUGCGUCCUUUCGACCCUAAGUUGCCAGUUAUUGUAACAACGGACGCCUCUAGCUGUGGAGUUGGAGCGGUGUUGCAGCAGCGAGACGAGAAGAGCCUGCACACAGUAGCUUUUGCAUCGAGGACCUUGUCCACUGCAGAACGGAACUAUUCGACAGGUGAGCGAGAAGCGCUCGCUUGCAUCUGGGCUUGUGAGCGAUGGCAUGUUUACCUCUGGGGGAGACACUUUACACUUAGGACUGAUCAUCGCGCGCUGGUCACUCUUCUGUCAACCCGAGGGCAGGGACAUCGACCUCUGCGGAUUGUGCGCUGGACAGCCAGACUCCUGAAUUACCACUACACGGUCGAAUAUAAGAAGGGCUAUGAAAACGUCAUAGCCGAUGCCCUGUCUAGGCUGCCUCUGUCCAACAGCGAGGAAACAAAAUUCGAUGAGGAGGUAGUUUCAUGGGUAACUACCUGUCUGACAAAGGCAGAAGUACAGCGAGCAACGGAGCAGGAUGACCUGUUGAAGAAAGUUAUCACAUACAUCAGGACGUCUUGGCCAGUGAAGCGGAGUGUGUCUACAGAGGAAGAACCGUUCUAUCAGGUACGGGAGGAACUGUCCGUAGUUGAUGGUCUUGUGUACAGGGGUGAAAGACUAGUGGUUCCAAAACAGUUGUCGAGAAGGAUCAUUUCCCAAGCUCAUCAGGCUCACCAAGGGAUGGCAAAUGGAUUGAUAGAACGGUUUAAUCGUGUUCUGAAAGAUCAAGUGCAGCUUGCAGUUUUGCAAGGGAAGCCAGUGACGGAGGUAGUACAGCAGGGUCUGCUGGCAUUUCGGUGCACGCCGCAUGCUACAACGGGAUGUGCUCCAGCAGUGCUCUUGCACGGCCGAAUGCCUCGGACGAAGUUGCACGUGCUUGGCAUAGCAGUGCCUUCAACCCCUCCCGGAGUUGAUCUACGUCGGAAGGAUCGUCGGGUGUGGAAUGCAUCAAAGUUAGCACUAUACUCUCGGCCUGUCUCUACGGAUGCAGCCUGUUCGUCAGAGCUGUUGUCGCCUGCCAUCUACAGUGGGGUGCAAGAUGUAUUGUGUGGUGAUGUGCAAGCAGCUCAAGAACCUGAAGGACCAACCAACAUAGACACGGGGAGUGAUGUCCAGACCCCAGAGCCAGUGCCUCCAGCUACUUCUACUGAGGAGGGGGAUGAGGAUGCAAAUGUGCAGGGAACUGUACCCGAGGGACAGCACACAAGUCGACCUCGGAGAGUGCGACGACCCCCAGCGUAUCUCCGUGAUUAUGUUUUGGAUUAG
Molecule: messenger RNA, 3525 nt
Organism: Ornithodoros turicata
Lineage: Eukaryota; Metazoa; Arthropoda; Arachnida; Ixodida; Argasidae
Exons: 3
Coding region: 1-3525 (1174 amino acids)
Biological process (GO): DNA integration
Molecular function (GO): nucleic acid binding; zinc ion binding
Source: RefSeq, a predicted model, not a curated record